Molecule: messenger RNA, 2127 nt
Organism: Paramecium pentaurelia
Lineage: Eukaryota; Ciliophora; Oligohymenophorea; Peniculida; Parameciidae
Source: the annotation of a GenBank genome assembly
AAUGACUCUUUCUCAUACAAUUUAACAUUAAGAGGAUAUUUAAUGUUUAAAGUCUGAGACUUUAUAAAUUGUCAUUCAGACCUCUGAAUAGGUUGUUUUAGAUAAAAUUGAAUGCAAGAAUUUAACUCUUGUUGUUGAGUAUAUAUUACAUAUUUACAUUUUUAGGGGAUUUUUAAAUUAUUAGCAUUAUUCAACUUUAAUCUCAUCGUUAAACCAUUUAGAUUUGAGUAGUUUUAAAUUGAAAUAUGGGUAUGAUUUUUUUUGAUUUAUAGUGCUAAUAAUCAAUUUUCUGAUGAAGAUGGAAGAAUUUUGGCUUAAUUUAUUUUAAAUUAAAAAAGUCUAAAAUCUCUUGACAUUCAUUUUGAUUUGAAUAAUCCAAUAAAGUAAAUAUCACCUGUUUUGGAAGCAAUAUAAAAUCAUGACAAUGAACUUGUGCAUUUAAAAUUAAAUUUCGAGUAAGUAGUAAAUAUAUUUAUAGGGAUGAAUUACCACUUUGCUUAAAGGAUUUAUAAUUUAUUACUUCAAAAAAAUUACAAUCUAUUUCAUUGUAAAUUGGAUAAGGUGUUUGUGUGGAUCAAAAUUGGUCACAUUUUGAAAAUGCAUAAAAAGAUUCAAUUUUACAAGAAUUUACUUUACUUAUAAGUCCAUUUAAUAAAUUAGAUAAAUCAUUUCAUUCUUUCUUUAAAUGGUUAGCAUCAUAACCCAAUAUAGAAAAAUUAAAUAUAUCAAUAGGUGCUUAAACUGAAAUAGAUGAAUAAGCAAUCACUUAAUUAGGUUUAGCACUUUAAAAAAUUGAAUAACUUAAAUUCCUCAAUUUAUUUUUACAUGAUACUAGAAAUUUAACAUAAAAUUCAUUUGAUUAAAUUGUUAAAUCAUUUGGAAAAUUAGAAAAUUUAGAAUUAAAUUUAGGGUAUAAAUAUUAUUAUUAUACAUUAGUAACAAUUAUGGUAUUAACAAUUAUGAUAUUUUGUAUUAAUAAGUAAAAAACAUUAAAUAAGUUAAAUUGUCUUUAGGAACUCAUCACAAAUUCAUUUCAAGUGAAUUAUUUUAAGAUUGCAAUAUUAAGAUUUUGGAUAUUAAGUUAUAAAAGGGAAGUACAAUAAAAUAAGGAAGUUUUAAAUCUAUUGAACCUUUCCUUGAAAGAACCGAAAAAUUACUCAUAGAAUUAAGUGAAGGAAAGGAUUGUUCAGAUUUAGAUUUAAUAGAUCUUAUAGGUUAAAUCACACCUGGUUGUGAUAUAAGAAUAACUACAAAUACAUAAUAGAUUAGAAAAAUCAAAUAAACACUUUAAAUUUAAUUGGAUACAAUUUAAUCCAUAAAAAUAUUAUUUAAUACUUUAAGUUAAAAAAUGGAUUUAUUUUAAAAUUUAAAAAUCUUCAUUAAAUCUACAAGUAUUGAGCAAGAGUCAGUAGAUUCCAUUAUUAAAUAAUUAUAAUAAUCGCAAUUAAAAGUUUUAAGUUUGAUAAUUAAGAAAAUAAACAAUUUUUAAUGCAACUAAAUGAUAGAUUUAUUUUAGUAAAUUGUUGUUCUUAAAUAAUGGACAUUCUUGUCAAUUGAAGUUGUUUAGAAAUGUAUUAUGUAAUUAUAUGGGAAAUCAUUAACUAAUCAAUAAGUUAAUUUUCAAGUACAUUCAGGAUUGAAAUUAGGAUCUUAAGGUAUGGAAUAUAUUGCAAAAUCAUUGAAAAGUAUAAACAUUACAAAAUUAAGAUUAACAAUAUUGUAAAUAUUAUUUAAUAUUAAUAAUUAGAUUAGAUAAUUCAUUAAAUGAGCAAGGAUUAAAAUAAAUAACUUUAGCUUUAUUAAAUAGUGUAAAUCUCUAGAAGGCAUCACUUCAAAUUUUGGAUUCUAAUUAAUAAUUAUAAUAGUAUAUGAGUAAAAUGUAAGCUACUAUCAAUUAAUAUAUCAAAGAUAAAACAAAAUUAUAGAAAUCUUAUUGUUUAUUUUUAUAAAAAGAACUUAAUAAUAAUAAGAAAUAAAUAUCGUAAUAGAUGUUAGCAGGAGUUGCAGAUUAUUUGAUUGAAGAUGUUGUUUUGCCAGUUCCAGCAGCAGGAUAAUAUCAUAAUCAACAAGGAGGAUUUGGAUCUAGUUGGAAUCCUUAAUAAAUAGUAGAGAUAUUUGGAUAAUGAA